UUUUCUUCCGACGGUACUUAUUAUUGCCUCAGACCCCAGGCAUCUGCCUGUCUCUUUUACCUUCUUCUUCUUCAUCUAUCUUCACGUCGCGUUCGGUCUCUGAUUGGGAGAGUUCAGUCAAGCUUUCACUCACGCUCGUUCUUUUUUUCCAUUUUCACUUUUCGGGAUCGGCUAGCUAGAUACUACUAUCAUCUAGUGCAUGACCGCCCUUCCUCCACAGCACCUUUCGAAUCCACUUCCAAGGACCUUGGAGACAAUGUCCGCGUCUACUUCAGCGCCUCCGCCCGCCGCUGAGGGAAAUACCCCGCGAUCGAGACCCAGACCGAGACGCGGAGGGAGAGGUCGUGGGGCGCGUGGUUCGAAUCGACAGACGAGUACCUCUCAGGUUCAGACUCAGGAUCAGACGCAAUCGCAGACAGACGCACAACUACAACCACAACCACAGCCAGGAACGCAACACCCCGCUGAUUCCGCGACAUCACAAAUACGAGAUGAGCCGCGGCCGCCGCGAGGUCCGAGAGGGAGACGGGGUAGAGGGGCGAGUGCACAGUCGGGUUUGAAUGCGAAUGGGAGUGGGAGUCGACGGCAGGGACAGGGCCGAGCUCGCGGUGGCGAUCAGGCUACGCUUCCUGCUGGACGGAAGUUUGGAGGGAGGUUGACGAGGCCUGAGCAGGAGCAGUCUACGCAGCAGGGACAGACGAUACUGGGUGGUGUGGAUGGGGAUGUGGACGAGGCAGGGUUACGGGCGGAUGCGCCGGUGUUUAUUCCUGGUGGUGGGCAGCCUGGGGAAGAAGUUCCCAAGGGUGUAUCUACUGCUGGGUCUGGGAAGGGAAAGGCGAAAGCGAAGAAUCAACCUCGAGCGCCGCCGCAGCCGAAAGUCACGACGAAAUCGACAGCCCCAGAUAUCGCGACGCGGAUUCAUGAGGAUAUUGCGCAUAAUCUGUACGAGUGUCCGAUUUGUACGAGCGAGCUGGGGAAGAGGUCGCGGGUGUGGUCGUGUGGACUGUGUUGGACGGUGUUUCAUCUCAGCUGUGUGAAGAAGUGGUCGAGGAAUGAGGGGGCCGCGGCUCAGGACGCGGCGCGGCGACAGGAGGAGGGUGAGAACAGUGCUCCUCGCGCGUGGCGCUGUCCGGGGUGUAAUCUGCCUCAAGAGGUGUUUCCGUCGUCUUAUACGUGUUGGUGUGAGAAGGAGGUCGAUCCGCGGUCGUUUCCUGGUCUUCCGCCGCAUUCGUGUGGACAGACGUGCUCGCGCACGCGCAAAGGAUGUCCUCAUCCGUGUGAUGCCACUUGUCAUGCUGGGCCGUGUGCGCCCUGUACGGCCAUGGGCCCGACGCAGGAUUGCUUCUGCGGUCAGAAUUCGUCGACUAAGCGCUGCCAGGAUACCGAUUAUGAGAAUGGGUGGAGCUGUGGGGAGAUCUGCGGUGACCUUUUGCCUUGCGGAGAGCAUACUUGUCCCCGGCCGUGUCAUGAAGGACUCUGUGGCUCUUGCGAGGUGAGGAUUGAGGCGCGCUGCUACUGUGGAAAGGUGGAAUCGGAGAUGCUGUGUAGUUCGAAGGAUGAAGAGUUGGAUAGCGAAAUGAUGCACGAGGGUGAGGUUGAGGAGUGGGUUGGGUGCUUCAGCUGUGGAGAUCAGUGCAAUCGCCCCUUCGACUGUGGAAUUCACUCCUGUCAGAAGAGCUGUCACGCCCAAGAUGCACAUCCGGCUCAUUGCCCGCGGUCUCCAGAUGUGGUGCUUGACUGUCCCUGCGGAAAGACGCCGUUGGUCAAGAUCCCGGGAUAUUCGCCUCGCACGUCUUGUGAAGACCCGGUCCCGAAUUGCUCCAAACCCUGUGGCAAAUCGCUGCAGUGUGCGCAUCCGUGCCAGAAGAUCUGCCACACGGGGCCCUGCGGUCCUUGUUCGCAGAGCGUUCCCAUCGAAUGCCGUUGCGGACGCAACACGUUCAUGACUAUUUGCCCUCAAGGGGAUAUGGAGCCGCCUCGGUGUUUCCGCAUGUGCAAGGCCGGCUUGCACUGCGGUCGUCAUGCGUGCACUGAGCGAUGCUGCCCUGGCGAACAAAAGGCAAUUGAGCGCCAGGCUAUCCGCCGAAAGCUCAAAUCUCAUCUUCGUCCCAGCGAUGAGGACUUUGAAGCCGAACAUAUCUGUACCCGGAUCUGUGGCCGGAUGCUGAAAUGCGGACGGCACACAUGCCCGGAGAUCUGUCAUAAAGGGCCCUGCAACACCUGCAGAGAGGCAAUCUUCGAGGAGAUCCCGUGUAACUGCGGUCGAUCUAUCUUGCACCCGCCUCUGCCCUGCGGGACGCAGCCCCCGGCAUGCUCGUUUCCCUGCGAGCGUCCGAAGCCGUGCGGCCAUCCUCAGACGCCUCAUAAUUGUCACACGGACGACGAAAGCUGCCCUAAAUGUCCAUACCUCACGGAAAAGACGUGCCAAUGCGGCAAACGAGUUCUGAAGAAUCAGCCCUGCUGGUUAGCAGACGCACGAUGCGGGCAGGUGUGCGGCCAGCUGCUCAAAUGUGGCUCCCACACCUGCCAGAAGGACUGCCAUCGCCCGGGCGAUUGCGAGGAUGCCACCAAGCCUUGUCAGCAGGCGUGUGGAAAGACGAAGACCAUGUGCAGUCACCCUUGCACUGACCCAUGCCAUGCGCCCUAUCCAUGCCCGGAGAAGACGCCCUGCACGUCCAUGAUCACGGUAACAUGUGGCUGUGGACGGCUUCGCCAGGAACGCCGCUGCAAUGCAGCAAAGGCGGUUGUCUCCAAGGGCCAACUGCAGCAGGCGCAGCGUGGACCAGCCGUUACGCCGCUGACCUGCGAUGACGAGUGCGCCCGUCUUGAACGGAACCGUUCGCUGGCCUCGGCCCUCGGCGUCGAGAUUAACCCGUCGACGACGGUCUCGCAGACCCUCACCUCCACCAACCUUCCGUACUCUGCCGAAACCCUCGACAUCUACAUUCAACUCUCCUCCUCUUUUCCCUUGUCGACCCUGCAAACCUACGAGUCCACCCUCCACUCCCUUGCCGUUAGCACAACCGAGCGCUCCACACGUUUCCAGCCCGCCAAAUCGUCGCUUCGCGCCUUUGCUCACAGUCUCGCCGCCGACUGGGGCUUCUCCAGCGAAAGCUUCGAUCCGGAGCCGCAUCGCCAUGUUUUCGUUCUAAAGCCCACCCUCUGGACCCCACCGAUAUUCGGCAUGGGCAACGGCACAGCCAUUGGCAUUGGCGGCAUGAGCGUGGGCGACUGCGUCAAGCUUCGUGAACGACAGCGUCUGAAAGAGCAAGAAGCCCAACGCAUCGCAGCCGCCGAAGCCAAAGCCCAACGGGACGCCGCGCGCGCAAACAACAACGGUUCCGGCGAAGGCGGCUGGGCACAGGUUGCCGCGUCGAAGAGAAGUAACCCUGCCCUCGGGGGGACGAGAAGCACACCGAUUUCCCGGGUUGCUACCCCUGCUUCACCCUGGUCCUCGUCUAUCUAUGCUGCCCUGGCUACCGACGAGGGCAGUGCAUCUGCCUCUACUUUGCAGCCGAAAAAGGAGAAAUUGGUCCUUCGGUCGGGAGUGAAGCAGUUGCGGAGUCAGGGGGCUUCUCCGGCUGCAGUGGACAAUGAGGGUGGUUCUGUGGAGGUGAUGUCUAGCGAUGUCUAGCAUGCAUUUCAUUCUCAUUAUGACAUUACUCCUCCCCUUUUGCUGUUGAAUUCCAUUUUUAUAGUGGUUGUGGUUACUGUCCAGUUAGCGUGCAUCAUAGCUGGCUUUGUAUUGGGCUCGUGUUCAUAGAGAAAAGUUGCUUGACGGGGUAAUUAUCGAUGAAUAUGAUGAGUGCUG
Molecule: messenger RNA, 3811 nt
Organism: Aspergillus ibericus CBS 121593
Lineage: Eukaryota; Fungi; Ascomycota; Eurotiomycetes; Eurotiales; Aspergillaceae
Product: putative NF-X1 finger transcription factor
Exons: 1
Coding region: 257-3634 (1125 amino acids)
Biological process (GO): negative regulation of transcription by RNA polymerase II
Cellular component (GO): nucleus
Molecular function (GO): RNA polymerase II transcription regulatory region sequence-specific DNA binding; zinc ion binding; DNA-binding transcription factor activity, RNA polymerase II-specific
Source: RefSeq, a predicted model, not a curated record